Messenger RNA from Annulohypoxylon maeteangense, 1929 nucleotides. RefSeq names its product arginyl-tRNA synthetase. Gene Ontology annotation, biological process: arginyl-tRNA aminoacylation; mitochondrial translation. Gene Ontology annotation, cellular component: mitochondrion; cytoplasm. Gene Ontology annotation, molecular function: ATP binding; arginine-tRNA ligase activity. Bases 1 to 1929 code for a protein of 642 amino acids. The transcript is spliced from 2 exons. The record is from RefSeq and is a predicted model, not a curated record. Lineage: Eukaryota; Fungi; Ascomycota; Sordariomycetes; Xylariales; Hypoxylaceae.
AUGGCGACAUGCUCUAUUGAUGGCCUCGAGGCUCUCCUAAGAGAGCUCGACGUAGGCGUCCCAAUACCCACGUUCGCCGGGUCGGAUGCCCGAUGGAAACCGAUCGACAUCUAUCGGAGCUACUUAGCCGAUACCGCUUCAAAAGUGCUGGGCUGCGAUGCAGGUCUAGCAUAUGAGGCUAUCCAAAGCGCGGGUGGUAAAGACAAUAGCGACCUAACGCUCGUCUUACCGAAACUGAAAUGGGGUAAUUCUGACCCGAAGGACCUUGCCAAGGAGACUUUUAUGAAGUUUCGAUCAACGCCCCUAUUCCAGAUGCCAUUGCCCGACGGCGUACAUUUACGCUUCGUCUUUUCAACCUUGUCACUGCCUCGUUUGGUACUCUCAUACAUCCAUGAUCGCAUGGAGUACUACGGACAAGGCAGACCAUUGAUAGACCAAAUGAUACCCCUCAUUGAUGGUACCACCAAGAAAAUGAUCAUUGAGUUCUCGUCCCCAAACCUCGCCACAAAAUUCAGCUCCCAUCACCUUCGGAGUACAGUUCUUGGCGCACAGAUCGCUAAUCUGUACGAAACCAUGGGAUGGGAUGUAGUAAGAUUGAACUUUCUGGGAGAUUGGGGGAAAGAAAUUGGCCUACUAGGUGUUGGGUGGAAGAAAUUUGGCUCGGAAGAGGCGUUUCAGGAGAACCCGAUGGGCCACCUUCAUGACAUCUAUGAAAAGAUUAACGAACAAUUCAAGCCCGAGAAGGAGACUAGUCGCAAAGCUCGUGAUGAAGGUCACGACACUGCUGAAAUUGAAAGACAAGGUAUUUUCGCGGAGCGAGAUGGUUUCUCCAAGAGGAUGGAAGACGGCGAGUCGGAGGAAAUCGGCUUUUGGAAGCGGGUGCGCGACGCUAGCAUCGCCUAUUACACUCACGAAUACGAACGACUCGGCGUUAAAUUUGACGAAUUUUCUGGUGAGUCGCAGGUCAGCCCGGAGUCGAUUGCAGAAGUCGAGUCCGUUCUCAAGGAGAAGGGUAUCUAUGAAGAAAGUGAUGGCUCUUGGAUCAUUGACUAUAGCAAGCAUGGACCCAAAAGUCUCGGCGUUUCGGUCUUAAGGGGUCGCACCGGGAGCACAUCAUAUCUUCUUCGAGACAUUGCCGCCGUUCUCGAUCGCAGUAAGAAGUACUCAUUCGAUAAAAUGAUCUAUGUCGUCGCGGCCGAGCAAGACGUCCACUUCCAAAAAGUGUUCCAAGCGCUUCGGUACAUGGGUCAUGAAGAUUUGGCAGCCAAGCUUGAACAUGUAAAUUUCGGGAAAGUUCAGGGUCCAUCCAAGGGUUUGAAAGAAGCUCAUUUGCUCGGAGAGAUCCUAGAUCAAUCGGUCAAGGAUACUUCCGAUGCGCUCAGAUCAGACUCGAAUGGCCACACUGAGAUAAACGACGAUGAGAAAUCCGUGGAAAUCCUUGGUGUAACCUCCCUAAUCACUCAGUACUGUGGACUCAACAAACGUGCCACCUCUUACACCUUCAACUCACAGAAGCUCGGUCCAUUCGAAGGCAACACAGGCCCCAGUCUACAGCUUUGCUAUGCUAAACUCAGCGCCAAGAUCAAUGACUCAAAUCCCGAAGAGGCGGUGUUAGCUAACAUCGACUAUACAUACCUGCAGGAAGAUCCCUGGAUGGACCUUAUUCGUGCGAUGGCCAAAUACCCAGACGCUGUUGAUGCAGCAAUCAAGAGCCACGAACCAUCCCUGGUCCUCACAUACUUGUUCCAUCUUGCCGAAGAACUUCAAUACUGUCUAAACGAUGAAAGCGACGACAAAAGCGGAAGUAAGCGAAAAACGAGUCCCGAAGAACCACCCGAGGCUAUCCUAGCCCAGACCGUUUUAUACAAGUACGCACAGCAGGUACUUAAGAACGGGAUGGCUAUCCUUGGAAUAGUUCCAAUAUCAUGA